AUGGAAGGGCGAGACCCUGCAGGAGUAUGGUGGUGUACCGAGCAGAUGAUGACAGUGCCAGGCGCGGACGGCUGCGACCAGCUCGUCGAUGACGGCGGCGACGCGACGCUGCUGAUCCACAAGGGCAAGGAGUUCGAGGAAAAGUUCGCGAAGGACGGAUCCCUGCCCGAUCCUGCCAGCACGGACAACGCCGAAUUCAAGUGCAUCUUGCAGCUGUUGCGAGAUUCCAUCCCGGCCGACAAGACAAAGUACACGCGCAUGGCCGCGAAGUGCAAGGGCGUCAGCGAGGAGACCACCACUGGCGUCCACAGGCUGAAGGAGAUGGCUGCGAAGGGCGAGCUCCUGUUCCCAGCCAUCAACGUUAACGAUUGCGUGACCAAGUCCAAGUUCGACAAUGUCUACGGGUGCAGGCAUUCGCUGCCAGAUGGCAUCAUGCGUGCCACAGACGUGAUGAUCGGGGGCAAGCGUGCGCUGAUCUGUGGUUAUGGUGAUGUGGGCAAGGGUUGCGCGUUUGCCAUGCGCGGUGCUGGUGCCAGGGUUCUGAUCACUGAGUGUGACCCCAUCUGUGCGCUCCAGGCAUGCAUGGAGGGCUUCCAGGUGGUUACGAUGGAGAGCGUUGUCGGCGAGAUCGACAUCUUCACGACCACCACAGGAAACUUCAAGAUCAUCACGCUGGAGCACAUGAAGAAGAUGAAGAACAAGCCAUCGUCGGCAAUUGGCCACUUCGAUAACGAGAUCGAGAUGGAAAAUCUGGAGAAGUUCGAAGGCAUCAAGGUGGAGAACAUCAAGCCGCAGGUUGACCGCUACGUCUUCCCAGACGGGCACGGCAUCAUCGUCCUGGCGGCUGGGCGGCUGCUCAACCUCGGCUGCGCCACUGGACACCCAUCUUUCGUGAUGUCCUGCUCGUUCACGAACCAGGUCCUCGCGCAGAUUGACCUGCUCACGGCCAAGGAGAAGGGCUACAAGAACAACGUGUACCUCCUCCCCAAAGACCUCGACGAGAAGGUUGCCAGCCUGCACCUGCCGGCGCUCGGUGCCCAGCUCACGACCCUCACGAAGGAGCAGGCCGACUACAUCGGUGUGAAGGCCACUGGCCCCUUCAAGCCUGACACGUACCGGUACUAG
Prorocentrum cordatum is the source of this 1125-nucleotide messenger RNA. The record is from the annotation of a GenBank genome assembly. Lineage: Eukaryota; Dinophyceae; Prorocentrales; Prorocentraceae.